This is a messenger RNA of Pollicipes pollicipes, 1938 nucleotides long. Its product is annotated as hornerin-like. The record is from RefSeq and is a predicted model, not a curated record. The transcript has 3 exons. Lineage: Eukaryota; Metazoa; Arthropoda; Thecostraca; Pollicipedomorpha; Pollicipedidae. The coding region runs from base 1 to 1938 and encodes 645 amino acids. Gene Ontology annotation, cellular component: extracellular matrix.
AUGACUGAUGCAUUUAUGUUCCAGUACGGCGUGUCCGACCCCGUCACCGGCACCGUGUUCUCGCACGAGGCGAACAGCGACAGCCAGACGGUGCUCGGCUCGUACUCGGUCGACCUGCCCGACGGCCGCACCCAGCACGUCCGCUACAUCGCCGACCAGGUCGGCGACGGCGGCUACAACGUCGUCGUCACGUACGACGGCGUGGCGCAGUACCCGAAGACGGUGCCCGCGGUGCACGGGCCGGCGGCCUACGGCGCCGCUCCCGUCCACCUGCUGAAGCCCGCAGCCGCCUACACGGCCGGAGCUGGUGCCAAGACGUCAAGCCUGGCCUACGGAAAGCCGCUGGCGUACGCUCCCGCCUCUGCCUACGCUCCGGCCUCCACGCACUCUUCCGCCUACAAGCCCGCCUCUGCAUACCCUGCCGGCUCUUCUCAUACUGCGGCUCCUGCCUAUACGCACUCUUCCGCCUACAAGCCCACCCCUGCCUACGCUGCCGGCUCUUCUCAUACUGUAGCUCCUGCCUACACACAUCCCUCCGUCUAUGCGCCUAUUUCUGCCUACGCCGCUGGCGCUUCUUACCCCGCAGCGCCCGCUUACAACCCCAGCUUUGCUUAUAACUCUAAGUCAGCUUACGCUGCCGGUGUUUUCCACGGCGUGGCUCCUGCCUACAGCCACCCAUCCGCCUACGCUCCCGUCUCAGCAUAUACCGCUGGCGCUCCGCACCCCGCCAUCCCCGCAUACACCCACAUAUCCGCCUAUAAGCCCAUAUCGACGUACGCCUCUGGUGCCCCGCACGCCGCAGCCCCUGCCUAUGCUCACUCCGCUGCCUACAUGCCUGAGUACUCCUACGCCAACGGAGCCGGUUACCAUGCCUACUCGAACGUUUCUCCAUACCAUCCUGCCAACUCUUUCCACGGUGGGGCCGGCUACCACCCGGUUCGCGCCUACAGCCCCGCCCUGGCCAGCGGCCCGCACCGCGGCUAUCCAGCUCCCGUCUCCGGGUACGAUGGGAAGACCGCCCACAGGCUGGGCGGCGCCCACGACCAACUCGCGGCGCACGAGUCGGCGGCUGGCCACGGGUCAGCGGCAUCUUACCGGCUUCAGUCCGGGCAUGGCAGCCCGUCGGCACACAAACCCGUCCCGGUCCAUGGCAGCCAGCCCUACUCUGAGCCUGCUCCGGCAUACGCGCCAUCCGCGCCGUACAAGCUUGCCUCCGCCUACGGCGAUGCCUCCGCCCACCAGUCUGCCUCCGCGGGUGCUCAUCCCUCCAGCUACAAGCCGGUGUCUGGCCGAGGCUCUGGCUCCUCAGCGGCUUACGGCGCGCACCCCAAGUCCAGCGUGAUUAUUCACGGUGCGGCGCAUGGCUCCAAGCCCGCUUCCGCGCCCGCCCACCUCUCGUCCUACGCACCCCAGGCUGCGUACCACGGCUCCCCCAGCCCGAAGACGUCGUCAGCAGCCUACGGUCACGGCGCCAGCUCUGCGCACGCCAGCCUGGGACACGGCAGCAACAGCGUCCACAGCUCUACCGGCAGCUACGGCCACAGUUCGGCGAAGGCCCACAGCUCCACCGACAGCUACGACCACAGCUCGGCGGAGGCCUACGACUCCACCGGCAGCUACGGCCAUAGCCCGGCGGAGGCCCACGGCUCCACCGGCAGCUACGGUCACAGCUCGGCGAAGGCCCACGGCUCCACCGGCAGCUACGGCCAUAGCCCGGCGGAGGCCCACGGCUCCACCGGCAGCUACGGCCACAGCUCGGCGAAGGCCCACGGCUCCACCGGCAGCUACGGCCACAGCUCGGCGGAAGCCUACGGCCACGGCGGCUCUCUUUCGUACGCGCCAGCUAAGCCUGUGUACAAGGCACUGUCUCCGCCCAAGAAAAUCGAGUUCGUCCACGUGUAUCAUCCCGGGCCCUACCACAAGACGAAGUCCCAUUAA